Coffea eugenioides is the source of this 2436-nucleotide messenger RNA. RefSeq names its product cation/H(+) antiporter 20-like. Gene Ontology annotation, cellular component: endomembrane system; membrane. The transcript has 4 exons. Gene Ontology annotation, molecular function: antiporter activity. The record is from RefSeq and is a predicted model, not a curated record. The coding region runs from base 1 to 2436 and encodes 811 amino acids. NCBI's taxonomy places the organism in Eukaryota, Viridiplantae, Streptophyta, Magnoliopsida, Gentianales, Rubiaceae. Gene Ontology annotation, biological process: regulation of pH; proton transmembrane transport.
AUGGCAUUUAACGUCACCUCAGUUAAAACUUCCUCAGGUGGCGCAUGGCAAGGGGAUAAUCCGCUGCAGUUUGCAUUCCCCUUGUUAAUAAUCCAAACCACCAUAGUCGUCCUCAUUAGCCGUGUCCUUGAAUUCCUCUUCAAACCCCUCCGUCAACCGAAAGUUGUUGCCGAAAUACUGGGUGGAAUCCUACUUGGACCCUCUGCUCUUGGCCGGAAUAAAGAUUUCAUGCAGUGGAUUUUUCCAGCAUGGAGCACUCCAAUCCUUGAAUCCGUAGGCAGCAUGGGGCUUUUGUUCUUUCUGUUCCUUGUAGGGCUUGAGCUCGACUUGAGCUCGAUUCGCAGGAGCGGGAAGAGAGCAUUUGGCAUAGCAGCUGCAGGCAUGUCCUUGCCCUUUCUUCUUGGUGCCGGACUCACCUUUCUGACCAGAAAAGUAGUCAAUGGAGAUAACCAUCACAAAUACGGCCAGCUCCUCAUGUUCAUGGGAGUCUCCUUGUCAAUCACCGCCUUCCCAGUUCUGGCUCGCAUUCUAGCAGAGCUCAGGCUUCUCACCACGGACGUUGGCCGAACUGCAAUGGCUGCAGCGGCAUUCAACGAUGUCUCUGCCUGGAUCUUGCUUGCUCUGGCAGUGGCUCUCGCAGGAGGCGGCACAGGGGCUCACAGGAGUCCCUUAAUCUCACUAUGGGUACUUCUCUCUGGGGUGGCUUUUGUUGCUUUCAUGCUUGUCUUUGUCCGAAGAAUCAUGCAUUGGGUGGCCCGGCAGGGCAGCAAUAUACAUGAAGCCUAUAUAUGGUUAACACUAGCAGCAGUUAUGGUGUCUGGAUUUAUGACUGAUCUCAUAGGUAUUCAUGCAAUAUUUGGUGCAUUUAUCUUUGGAUUGACCAUUCCCAGUGAUGGAGAAUUCGCUAGAAGUUUGGUGCAACGAAUCGAGGACUUUGUUUCGGGGCUUCUGCUGCCAGUUUACUUUGCAUCUAGCGGAUUAAAAACUGAUAUUACCAAAAUACGCGGCUUGGAGGCCUGGGGGCUAUUGGUGCUCACUAUCUUUACAGCUUGUGCUGGGAAAAUAUUGGCAACCUUUUUUGCGGCUGUUCUGUGCAUGAUUCCUGUGAGGCAGUCACUAGCCCUUGGAGUAUUGAUGAACACCAAAGGUCUCGUUGAAUUGAUUGUUCUAAACAUCGGCAAGGAGAAAAAGGUCCUGGAUGAUGAGAUGUUUGCUAUCUUAGUGUUGAUGGCACUCUUUACCACCUUCAUGACCACUCCAAUUGUAAUGUUCAUCUAUAGACCAGCACGAGAACUCUCACCUCCCGCUCGGCUGGAAACAUCAUCGACAUCAAAGUUGGAAGAAGAGCUCCGAAUCCUAAUGUGUAUUCGUGGACCAGGAGAUUCACCAUCACUCAUAAAUCUUGUUGAAUUAUGCCGAUCCACCAAGCAACCUGUAUUGAAGCUCUAUGUGAUGCAACUGCUUGAACUCACUGAUCGCUCCUCCUUGAUACGGAUGGUACAGCGGGUUCGGAGAAACGGCUUAUCCUGCGUUAGAUGCUCCCGCCAAGGAGGCGAAUUGAGCAACCAAAUAGUAGCUGCAUUCAAGGUUUACGGUCAACUCAGCAAAGUCACAAUUCGGCCAACAGCAUCGAUCUCUUCUUUGUCUACGAUGCAUGAGGACAUUUGCCACGUAGCUGAAAAGAAGAGGGCAGCCAUGCUCCUCCUGCCCUUCCAUAAGGCUUGGAGGCGAGAGGGAAAUGAAGAAAUACUAAUGAAUUUGGGCACUGGAUGGAGAGGAGUCAACCAGAUGGUGCUAACUAAUGCACCAUGCUCUGUGGCACUGGUAGUAGAUGGUGGAUUUGGAGUUGCACUCGAACACAGUUUAAUAGAUGAUAAUGCUCUCAUCAAGAAAGUAUGCAUUCUCUUCCUGGGUGGUCCAGAUAGCCAGAAAGCUUUGGAGUUAGGUUGCAGGAUGGCAGGGCAUCCAGUAAUGAGGGUUACUGUUGUUAGGUUAACCAUGUUUAAAGAUCUGGAAGAUAUGAUAGAAACUCGGCCAUCUUCAUCUCAAGCAUUUAAUAGUAAGGAUCAUCAAAUAUCUAUCACACCGAAUGAAUAUUCAAGGGAACAGGAGUUGGACGACUCAAUAUUCAUAGACUUCAGGAGGAAAUGGACUGGGGAGAUAGAGUUUGUAGAGAAGGAGACACACAAUCUUAUCAAUGAGGUGAAAGCAAUAGGACAAGGAGGAGAAUUUGAACUAGUAAUUGUGGGCCAAGGGAGAUUUCCACCAGCAGUGCUUGCAGAGCUGGAAGACAGCCGACCUGAAUUUGAUGAGUUGGGACAUGUUGGAGACCUGAUAUAUUCUUUGGGAGAAGCCGUAAAAUGUUCUCUGCUUGUUAUCAAGCAAAAUGAUUCUGUUAAAGAUAACAAGAUGCCAAAACCAGAGAUGGCUAACUAA